AUGAAAAGUAAUGGAGAAACUCCUCUCUUUAUCGCAUCACAGAAAGGCCAUCUUGAAGUUGUCGAAUAUCUUAUCUCUAUUGGUGCGAAUAAAGAAGCAAAGAAUAAAGAUGGAUAUACUCCACUCAUUUGUGCAUCAGAAAAUGGCCGUCUUGAAGUUGUUAAAUAUCUUAUUUCUGCUGGAGCAGAUAAAGAAGCAAAGAAUAAUGAUGGGGAAACUGCACUCAUUAAGGCAUCAAUUAGGGGUUAUCGUAAACCUAUUAUUGAUUAUCUUAUCACUGCCGGGGCAGAUAAAGAAGCGAAGGAUAAUAAUGGCCACACAUAUCAGUAUUAUCAAGAGCAUCCCGUAUGGCCUAAAGGUAAAUUCUAUGUUGUACAAAAAGUUGAAAAAAUGUGGUCAGACGAAAAUAAGGUUGUAGACUAA
Trichomonas vaginalis G3 is the source of this 423-nucleotide messenger RNA. RefSeq names its product spectrin binding. Gene Ontology annotation, molecular function: protein binding. NCBI's taxonomy places the organism in Eukaryota, Parabasalia, Trichomonadida, Trichomonadidae. Bases 1 to 423 code for a protein of 140 amino acids. The transcript has a single exon. The record is from RefSeq and is a predicted model, not a curated record.